AUGUUCGAGCGUCGCGCAGCUGACCGCUAUCAUCUCCGGAUGCACCGUGCCCGGACGGUCGCUCUCACAUCGGACGAGAUUGUCGAAGUACGAGCCGCGCAACGGACUUUUGAAGGCGCCUAUGUCCGGACAGCACUGUCACAAUUCUCAUUUGCCCUUGUUGUCCUCAAGAUCUUCACCAGCGAAUUCUACAGCACCGGGGCUCUCUUCGCUAUCUACGGGACGGGUGUACUCGUUAUCGGUCUUUUCCGUCGUCAGCAGGGAAACCGUCAGUUCUUUUCCGAAGUCGGAGAAGACGGAGUUCAACGCCACAAAUUCAAGACGAGUGGGAAUGCGGUGCUGGUCCUUACAGCUUUGAGUGUGGCUGCGUAUGCGACCCUCAUCGCGCUGACUGUGCGGCUGGGUCGAUAA
Molecule: messenger RNA, 411 nt
Organism: Aspergillus thermomutatus
Lineage: Eukaryota; Fungi; Ascomycota; Eurotiomycetes; Eurotiales; Aspergillaceae
Exons: 2
Coding region: 1-411 (136 amino acids)
Source: RefSeq, a predicted model, not a curated record